Messenger RNA from Cryptomeria japonica (Japanese cedar), 3776 nucleotides. Its product is annotated as ethylene receptor 2. Gene Ontology annotation, biological process: response to ethylene; phosphorelay signal transduction system. NCBI's taxonomy places the organism in Eukaryota, Viridiplantae, Streptophyta, Pinopsida, Cupressales, Cupressaceae. The transcript is spliced from 2 exons. The coding region runs from base 1460 to 3754 and encodes 764 amino acids. The record is from RefSeq and is a predicted model, not a curated record. Gene Ontology annotation, cellular component: endoplasmic reticulum; endoplasmic reticulum membrane. Gene Ontology annotation, molecular function: protein binding; ethylene receptor activity; ethylene binding.
UGACUUGGGAUAAACUAAAAGAGGAAAGAGCGAUGAUGGCGAAGAUAUUUAGACUGACAAAAGGAGCAAUCCAACGAUGAAAUUUGACACUUGACUUGUUCCACCUUGCUUCCCUCCGCUAAAAUUUCAAUUCAACCCAUCUAACAUAAUUUUCCUUAAAUGCUAGGUGGUCGUUUGACAAGAUUAAAAAUUCAAAGUCAUUUAUUCCUCAACAAAAAUUUGAAUCAUUCUGACAAGUGGGUGCCAUUCAAACCGCUUAGUGAGGUGUUGGCUAAUGGUUUCUUCUCAUAUACAUGACAGGUUUUUGGUUUUGGGUGAAGGCGGUUAUGUGAAGCGGAAGAAUUUGGAGAUUUGGGAUUGUUUUUGAAACCAAAAAUUUCGGGGUUUUGCACACGUUUGGCAUGCUUGAAUCCAGAUUGCAUACCAUUGGGUGCAUUUUAUUCGCGGCAUUAUUAAGGCAGUUUUGAAUUCAAUGUAUGGAGACAUUUGAAUCAUCUUUGCCGGCGGCAUUAAGAAUUUGUUUUGUGGGGAUGCAGCAUUGUUUGCAGGUAUGCCAUUGAAGCCAUUAUGGAUCUGGUAUAAGUGUUUUGCAGUGGGAAGAUUAUCUGGCUCGCAAAAUCAGAGGCCCAAAUGUUAGAAAAGGUAUAUGAAUUUGAUUUGGGUCUUUGCUUGCAUUUAUUUGUAAUUUGAAAGAUUUUUGGAAGGGAAGGCUUGGGUGUUUGAGAACGGUAGAGGAAAGAGGAAGUUCAAUUUGAUUGAUAAAGCUUUUAGGGCAGAAUUAGAAGCGUUUCUUAUGGUAAACGUAUAUAAGCUAGAAUUGGAAACUAGAAUGAUGCAAUUCCCCAGAGUCAGAUCACAACUCAAUGUAGGUUAUUCAUAUUGAGAGUGGGUGCAAUUUCAGUUUUUUUUGUUUUUCCCCAGUUGGGUUCUUGGGGAGGUUGAUUCUGAUAUUGGUGUAUUUAACAGGACCAUCCAUUUGUUUAUGCACUAUUAAGGCCCACUGCAUCCUGAACAAAGAGGUUUUCAUUUUCUUGAAUGACAUAGUUCAUGACGAACUUGUCUUUUUGAGUAGUUAUGUCGUUUGAGUUUUAGUUAUCCUGGCUAAAAUUAAGGUCUUAUUGAAAUGAAAGGCUUGGCUUUAAUUUUGGUACUAUGUCAAACCCUUGUGAUGGCCUAGGAGAAUGGGGUUACGAGAAGCUUCGAUUCUAUUUGAACAGAAUAUUUAAGUUUGCGUGUCGAGAAUUUUUUCAAGAUCUUGAUUUCUGAGAUGAGGAUAAUCCUUGAACGAGCCGCUUCUUCAGUUACCUCUUUUGAUUGGGUGUUGGUUACCCUAGCUAUGAAGUGUUCGCAUUAUAAUUUUGUGGUUUUGAACCGUCGGGGGUAAGGGCUCAAUAAGUAACUGGCUAAUUAGGACGCUCAAGUUCAAGAUUGCCUGUGGAGCGAUUCUCCAGCAGGAGGCAUGCACUGGUUCCGAUAUAAGGGAUUGGUUCUUGUUUUGGUUCUACAUCAAGCCUUUGUGAUAGGCUUGUCGGAUGGGAUUGCUUAUAAUUGUGAGGAUGACGGGUGGAGCGUGGAGACUAUACAUCAGUGCCAAAAGAUCAGUGACUUUCUUAUUGCUUUGGCCUACUUUUCAAUUCCUCUCGAGCUUCUAUAUUUUGUGAGCUGUUCUAGUUCCUUUCCAUUUAGAUGGGUACUGUUCCAGUUUGGAGCCUUCAUCGUUUUAUGUGGGCUGACUCACUUUGUUAGCAUAUGGGCCUAUGAGUUACCCUCUUUUCGUGUAAUGUUGGCCUUAACCAUCUUCAAAGUAUUCACAGCCUUUGUGUCCUCUGCAACAGCAAUAACUCUUGUAACCUUGAUACCACAGUUGCUGCGUGUGAAGGUGAGGGAAGUGUUCCUUAAGAAUAAGGCAAUUGAGCUGAACAGAGAAGUGGGACUUAUGAAGAAACAAGAAGAAGCAAGUUGGCAUGUGAGAAUGCUAACUCAAGAAAUUCGUAGUUCUCUUGAUAGACACACUAUUUUAAACACUACACUGAUUGAGUUGUCCAAGGUUUUAAAUUUGGAGAACUGCACAAUAUGGAUGCCUAGUGAAGACAGGACCCUUAUGGAGCUAACUCACGAGCUUAAGCGUCGCCUUUUACAGGAGAAAAUAACUAUACCAAUAGCUGAUCCUGAUGUGGUCAAGACAAAAGGUAGUGCUUCAGUAGUUAUCUUGAAGUCUGGCUCUAUCUUAGGCAAAGCAAGCAGUCAUCAAUGGUUGUUGUCUGGGGAAAUGGCAGCAAUAAGAAUGCCUAUGUUGAAGGCGUCCAAUUUUAAGGGUGGGACACCAGAGCUUGUAGAGACAUCAUAUGCAAUCUUAGUACUUGUAUUGCCUUCUAAAGGCAAAAGGGUGUGGAGCUCGCAAGAAUUGGAAAUUGUAGAAGUUGUGGCUGAUCAGGUUGCUGUCGCUCUUUCUCAUGCAGCUGUGUUGGAGGAAUCACAGCAAAUGAGGGACAGGUUGGUCGACCAAAACAAAUCAUUACAAAGAGCAAGGCAAGAUGCAGUGAUGGCAAAUCAAGCACGAAAUUCCUUUCAGAGGGUGAUGAACCAUGAGAUGAGAAGGCCCAUGCACUCCAUCUGUGGACUUUCAUCUAUUUUGCAGGCUGAAAACUGGAAAGAUGAACAACGACCCCUCGUAGAUAUGUUAGCAAAAAGUAGUAGUCUUCUUAACACACUUGUAAAUGAUAUAAUGGAUGCAUUAUAUUUAGAAAAUAACACUCUAAAGCUUGAGUUACACUUUUUCCAGCUUCCUGUAAUGCUGAAAGAGGCAGCAUAUCUGACAAAGCAAAUGUGUAUGUCCAAGGGUAUUCAAUUUGGAACAAACAUUGGCGCUGAUAUCCCCAAGUAUGUGAUUGGUGAUGAGAAGCGCAUUUUUCAGACUGUCAUGCAUACUGUUGGAAAUGUGAGUAACUAUAUUAAAAAAGGAGCCAUAACACUUAAUGUUAGCGUUCAAAACAGAGAUGACGGAAGAUGGGAUCCAGGGAAUACAGCAUGGAGACCAUCAUUGUGUGAAGGCUUUGUAUUUUUGCGGUUUGAAGUCAGAAGUACUGCCUCAGGAUAUGAUGGAGUAAAUUUUUUAAAGUUUUCAAAAGCCAUGCAGCAAGACAAAAGUUAUUCUCCAAGUUUCAUUGGGGCAGGGCUUGGAUUUUCUAUUUGUAAGAGAUUUGUUCAGCUUAUGCAUGGUAAUAUAUGGAUCGAGCCUGAUUCUCAUGGUGUGGGCCAUGUAGUAACCUUCAUAAUUAGACUACAAUUGCAGGCAUCAAGUGGGAGCAAUCUGCGAGUGCCUGAUGUUGAAACAUCUUACAAAUCUAAUUUUAAAGGUUUGAAAGUUCUUCUUGCAGAUGACAACAGAGUUAAUUGUGCUGUUAGUAGGAGGCUGCUUGAAAAAUUAGGCUUCCAAACAACUGUAACAGAUACAGGAUACCAAUGCUUAAGGAAACUGUUUGAGCCUGGCUGUGUGUUCCAUUUGAUCCUACUGGAAAUGUGUAUGCCUGAGAUGGAUGGUUAUGAGGUGGCAUGCCAUAUACGACAAAAGUUCCGACCUGCAAAUCGACCUUUGAUUGUUGCUUUGACAGCCCAUUCAAGCAAGGUUAUUGAGGAUAGAUGCCUUGAAAUUGGAAUGGCGGGUGUUAUUUGGAAGCCUAUUUCUUUAAGAGAGUUGAGCAAUGUACUUUUUAAAAUCAUCCACCAGAGGGAUGCCAUACUUGACAAUGAAUAAUCAAAACAAUUUUUUUUCUAAA